Molecule: messenger RNA, 1701 nt
Organism: Pseudophryne corroboree (corroboree frog)
Lineage: Eukaryota; Metazoa; Chordata; Amphibia; Anura; Myobatrachidae
Product: astacin-like metalloendopeptidase
Exons: 12
Coding region: 1-1419 (472 amino acids)
Biological process (GO): proteolysis
Molecular function (GO): zinc ion binding; metalloendopeptidase activity
Source: RefSeq, a predicted model, not a curated record
AUGGCUUCCUAUGCCGUGCUCCUAAUUUCUGCUGCAGUCUGGACCCUAGGACUAACGCUUCCACUGCGGAAUGACGCUUCAGUGCUGAAUGUCGAAAUCCCCAAGCUUCGGAUUGAACGUGAUAUUGUUAAAGUGUUCAAACGCAAUAUCAGGUUAUGUGACAACUGCAAAUGGGAAAAAUCCAGCACUGGGAUAGUUAAUGUGCCCUAUGUCUUCUCUUCCUAUUAUACUGAUCUAGAAAAACAACAGAUUGUGUUCGCUCUGCAAGAGUUCUCUCUAAUGACCUGCGUACAGUUUAAAUACAGAACGAAUGAGUUAGACUACCUCUCAAUAGAGGAUGGGAUAGGCUGCUUGUCCUGGGUUGGAAGGAAAGGUGGUCUCCAGACUGUCUCCUUCAGUAGAAUGGAGUGUAUUCACUAUGGAAUAAUCCAGCAUGAAGCGAUGCAUAAUAUUGGCCUGAUGCAUGAACACACCAGGAUGGACAGAGACAGCCAUGUGGACAUAAUAUGGCAAUACAUCUCUAAACCCUAUCAGAGAGAUUUCCAGAAGUUCGAUGGGAAACUACUGGAUCUCCCUUAUGAUUACUCCUCCGUGAUGCAUUAUAGAAAAGAUACUUUCACUAACACCACUGGGAAGUCCACAAUCGUUACCAAACCAAAUCCCAGUGUACCCAUCGGACAGAGAUACGGACUCAGUAACCUGGAUGUGAAGAAGAUAAAUAAAUACUACGACUGCACUGUAUGCCGGACAAAGUUGCUGAGACCAUCGGGAAGACUCUCUUCCAGUGACGUAGCUGCGGAGGAGCAGAGUGACAGCUGUCUGUGGCUCAUACAAGUUCCUUAUGUGAAGGUCCUUCUUCAAGUUGAAUCAUUUAAUUGUUUGUCCGGCACGUGUUCUGCUGCAAUCAAUGUGUAUGACGGAGUGAAUACUGAAAGCCCUCUUUUAGCGAGGUUCAGUCCUGGGACGUCUUUUCCACUUUUAAUGUCCUCUGGUAAAUUUAUUUUGGUGGAAUAUAGACGUGAUAAUUCCACAACCAGCACGUUUGACGCAUCUUUUAGAGCAGUAUUGUUCGGUGCCACUCUGACCAAAGAUAAUGGGACCGUGGUCUCCCCUAAAUACCCCAGCUUUUACCCCAACAAUGUUAAUGGCACAUGGAUCAUCAUAGCGCCCCCUGGAUAUUCGGUGUCCCUGACCUUUCCAGUGUUUAACGUUGAGUCAUCGCCAUCGUGCUCCACUGACUACUUGGCGAUUUUAGAUGGCGGUGGUGUUACUGCGCCCGUCCUCGGCACUUAUUGUGGUAAAAUAUCCGGACUGAAGUUAAAGUCCAGCGGACAAAUGAUGGUACUCCAUUUCUCCAGCAACCUCAAAGUCAACAAGCAUGGCUUCCAGGCGAAGUAUUCCUUUGUGUCUACAGGAUGAAGAAACGGCAUGGUAUAUACAUCCACCUUCUAGUGACACACCUGAGUAUAUGUACUAACCAGCAGCGUGCCUUCUGUAGCCAGAGUUAUAGCAUCUUCCGCAGUAUUACAUCAAAUAUUUAUUAUACAGCUUUUUAUUUCAAGUUUUACAAAGGCGAAACAGUGCUGGUACAUUUGACUGCAGUGCACUGUUAUACAUCAAUUGGAGAUAUGAGAAUAGUGUUUAUUUUGUUGUCCCUUGUUAUUUGUAACACACUUGUGAUAUGUUUAUAAGACGUUUAUA